CUCCGUUGACAAUGAAUGACACUGCAUUCGGUGGACGUGAGGCGUAACAGGCAGUUAACGCCCUGGACCGGAGCUAGAAGGAUCUCUAUAACGGUUUGACGGUUUGUUGUGAUGUGGGCGUCAACAUAGAACGGCACGCGUUUAUUAUAUGACACAGAUAUCCAUUUCCGUUCCGUGUCGCGACCAAAUCAUCUCGGACGCAGUAGUCGGUUUAUUCUCAUGAUUUUCUUCCAGUGGUGAGUCUAGAAGAUAAAGAAGAAGCUCUCCUGAACUGAAUGGAUGAAACGUCAGCGUUGCUUGGCUACAAGGCAGGGACAGAGGAUGUCUAUUUUAGAAAAGCUUCGGUUACCCAUGAUUAGGUAAAGACAAUGUUACAGCAAUAACUGAAGGGUGCUUGUCCAGCCCUAGGUUUAACACGGGAGUGUAGGCUAUUGACGUAAUCAUUUCUGUUAUUUUGUAAAUAAACAUUGACACGCAGUGGAAGUAGCCUUUAGUGUCACAGUGUUGUGUUUAGGAAACAGCUACAGUAGAUAUAGCCUGUAGCCAACACCCACCCCAUCCCAUCCCAUUCCCGCCUAGUUUUUAAACCCGAACAUAACCCCAACAGAAGCGAACUAAACUGAACUGACCCGAAAGGAAGCGAACCGAACGGAAUCAUGCCGUGUACGUGUGGGAACUGGAGACGGUGGAUUAGGCCUGUCGUGGUGUGUCUUUACGUAGUCCUGCUGCUCGUUGUUCUACCGCUGUGUGUCUGGGAACUACAGAAGUCCGAGGUGAGAUAGAACAACGCCAAGAUCUGACUUUCAUAUUAGGAGUAACUGUUGCUGUCACAUCUGUUAGCCUAUAAUAGCGCACCCGUCAAAAUACUUCGUUGUGUUAUUCUCUCCUCAGCAACUCCUGUAUGAUUGUUAUUGUAUAGAUGCUGUUGUUGCGCUAAUGUGUUCAUUUAUAAACGGUAUCUCCUAGUAAAGCAUGGUUAUGUAGUUAAACUUGGUCUGUGUUUCAGGUGGGGACCCACAGUAAAGCCUGGUUAUGUAGUUGAACUGUGGUCUUGUUUCAGGUGGGGACCCACAGUAAAGCAUGGUUAUGUAGUUGAACUGGUCUGGGUGUUUCAGGUGGGGACCCACAGUUAAAGCAUGGUAUGUAGUUAAACUUGGUCUGUGGUUUCAGGUGGGGACCCACAGUAAAGCAUGGUUAUGUAGUUGAACUUGGUCUGUGUUUCAGGUGGGGACCCACAGUAAAGCCUGGUUAUGUAGUUGAACUUGGUCUGUGUUUCAGGUGGGGACCCACAGUAAAGCAUGGUUAUGUAGUUGAACUUGGUCUGUGUUUCAGGUGGGGACCCACAGUAAAGCAUGGUUAUGUAGUUAAACUUGGUCUGUGUUUCAGGUGGGGACCCACAGUAAAGCAUGGUUAUGUAGUUGAACUUGGUCUGUGUUUCAGGUGGGGGCCCACAGUAAAGCAUGGUUAUGUAGUUAAACUUGGUCUGUGUUUCAGGUGGGGGCCCACAGUAAAGCAUGGUUAUGUAGUUAAACUUGGUCUGUGUUUCAGGUGGGGGCCCACAGUAAAGCAUGGUUAUGUAGUUGAACUUGGUCUGUGUUUCAGGUGGGGGCCCACAGUAAAGCAUGGUUAUGUAGUUGAACUUGGUCUGUGUUUCAGGUGGGGACCCACAGUAAAGCAUGGUUAUGUAGUUAAACUUGGUCUGUGUUUCAGGUGGGGGCCCACAGUAAAGCAUGGUUAUGUAGUUGAACUUGGUCUGUGUUUCAGGUGGGGACCCACAGUAAAGCCUGGUUAUGUAGUUGAACUUGGUCUGUGUUUCAGGUGGGGACCCACAGUAAAGCAUGGUUAUGUAGUUGAACUUGGUCUGUGUUUCAGGUGGGGGCCCACAGUAAAGCAUGGUUAUGUAGUUGAACUUGGUCUGUGUUUCAGGUGGGGACCCACAGUAAAGCCUGGUUAUGUAGUUGAACUUGGUCUGUGUUUCAGGUGGGGGGCCCACAGUAAAGCAUGGUUAUGUAGUUGAACUUGGUCUGUGUUUCAGGUGGGGACCCACAGUAAAGCCUGGUUAUGUAGUUGAACUUGGUCUGUGUUUCAGGUGGGGACCCACAGUAAAGCAUGGUUAUGUAGUUGAACUUGGUCUGUGUUUCAGGUGGGGACCCACAGUAAAGCAUGGUUAUGUAGUUAAACUUGGUCUGUGUUUCAGGUGGGGACCCACAGUAAAGCAUGGUUAUGUAGUUGAACUUGGUCUGUGUUUCAGGUGGGGGCCCACAGUAAAGCAUGGUUAUGUAGUUAAACUUGGUCUGUGUUUCAGGUGGGGGCCCACAGUAAAGCAUGGUUAUGUAGUUAAACUUGGUCUGUGUUUCAGGUGGGGGCCCACAGUAAAGCAUGGUUAUGUAGUUGAACUUGGUCUGUGUUUCAGGUGGGGGCCCACAGUAAAGCAUGGUUAUGUAGUUGAACUUGGUCUGUGUUUCAGGUGGGGACCCACAGUAAAGCAUGGUUAUGUAGUUAAACUUGGUCUGUGUUUCAGGUGGGGGCCCACAGUAAAGCAUGGUUAUGUAGUUGAACUUGGUCUGUGUUUCAGGUGGGGACCCACAGUAAAGCCUGGUUAUGUAGUUGAACUUGGUCUGUGUUUCAGGUGGGGACCCACAGUAAAGCAUGGUUAUGUAGUUGAACUUGGUCUGUGUUUCAGGUGGGGGCCCACAGUAAAGCAUGGUUAUGUAGUUGAACUUGGUCUGUGUUUCAGGUGGGGACCCACAGUAAAGCCUGGUUAUGUAGUUGAACUUGGUCUGUGUUUCAGGUGGGGGCCCACAGUAAAGCAUGGUUAUGUAGUUGAACUUGGUCUGUGUUUCAGGUGGGGACCCACAGUAAAGCCUGGUUAUGUAGUUGAACUUGGUCUGUGUUUCAGGUGGGGGCCCACAGUAAAGCAUGGUUAUGUAGUUGAACUUGGUCUGUGUUUCAGGUGGGGGCCCACAGUAAAGCAUGGUUAUGUAGUUGAACUUGGUCUGUGUUUCAGGUGGGGGCCCACAGUAAAGCAUGGUUAUGUAGUUGAACUUGGUCUGUGUUUCAGGUGGGGACCCACAGUAAAGCCUGGUUAUGUAGUUGAACUUGGUCUGUGUUUCAGGUGGGGGCCCACAGUAAAGCAUGGUUAUGUAGUUGAACUUGGUCUGUGUUUCAGGUGGGGGCCCACAGUAAAGCAUGGUUAUGUAGUUGAACUUGGUCUGUGUUUCAGGUGGGGACCCACAGUAAAGCAUGGUUAUGUAGUUGAACUUGGUCUGUGUUUCAGGUGGGGGCCCACAGUAAAGCAUGGUUAUGUAGUUAAACUUGGUCUGUGUUUCAGGUGGGGGCCCACAGUAAAGCAUGGUUAUGUAGUUAAACUUGGUCUGUGUUUCAGGUGGGGGCCCACAGUAAAGCAUGGUUAUGUAGUUAAACUUGGUCUGUGUUUCAGGUGGGGGCCCACAGUAAAGCAUGGUUAUGUAGUUGAACUUGGUCUGUGUUUCAGGUGGGGACCCACGGUAAAGCAUGGUUAUGUAGUUGAACUUGGUCUGUGUUUCAGGUGGGUGCCCACAGUAAAGCCUGGUUAUGUAGUUGAACUUGGUCUGUGUUUCAGGUGGGGACCCACAGUAAAGCCUGGUUCAUAGCUGGAGUGUUUGUGUUCAUGACCAUCCCUAUCUCUCUGUGGGGCAUCCUGCAGCACCUGGUACACUACACACAGCCGGAGCUACAGAAACCUAUUAUCAGGUAGGAACACACCUGGUACACACCUGGUACACUACACACAGCCGGAGCUACAGAAACCUAUUAUCAGGUAGGAACACACCUGGUACACACCUGGUACACUACACACAGCCUGAACUACAGAAACCUAUUAUCAGGUAGGAACACACCUGGUACACACCUGGUACACUAUACACAGCCGGAGCUACAGAAACCUAUUAUCAGGUAGGAACACACCUGGUACACACCUGGUACACUAUACACAGCCGGAGCUACAGAAACCUAUUAUCAGGUAGGAACACACCUGGUACACACCUGGUACACUACACACAGCCUGAACUACAGAAACCUAUUAUCAGGUAGGAACACACCUGGUACACACCUGGUACACUAUACACAGCCGGAGCUACAGAAACCUAUUAUCAGGUAGGAACACACCUGGUACACACCUGGUACACUACACACAGCCGGAGCUACAGAAACCUAUUAUCAGGUAGGAACACACCUGGUACACACCUGGUACACUACACCCAGCCUGAACUACAGAAACAUAUUAUCAGGUAGGAACUAUUUCUAAAUGUAGGAGACCAGGUACCACUGAUCUUCUCUGUUGUGUUUUUACAGGAUCCUAUGGAUGGUACCCAUCUACAGUCUGGACAGUGUAAGGGGAAACUAUUAUUACCAUUUUAUUAUAAUAAUACUGCUAUAACAUAUCUAUCUGGUUUAAGACCUCGCACUGCAGAGUAAAACUAUGGAACACGAGACUAGAACACAGAGUCAGACAUUCCAUUGGUUCAUAAGGUUCUGGAAUGGCUGAACAUUCUAAGUUCUAUUCAGACCUCCAUGUCUCUAUGGUAACAGGACUAAUUGAGGACGGUGUGGUGUUGUCACAAGACUGGGCUGCUCAAAUAGCAGAGUCAGCACACGCACACACACACACACACACAGACUAUUUCUUUACAAUGGUCACUCCAUCAAUCAAUAUGUGCUGGUUGAAAAUAAUGGACACAUUUCAUUUGGUCGUUCCCCAUCUAUCAAUUAAACUGUCUUCCUCUCCCCCUCCUCUCCCCCUCCUUCCCUUGGACAUCAUCUUCUUCUUCUUCUCUAGUGGAUCGCGCUGCGCUACCCCAGGAUAGCCAUCUACGUAGACACGUGUAGAGAGUGUUACGAGGCAUACGUCAUUUACAACUUCCUCAUCUUCCUGUUAAACUACCUCUCUAACCAGUACCCCAGUUUGGUGUUGAUGCUAGAGGUUCAGGAACAACAGAGACAUCUACCACCUCUAUGCUGCUGUCCACCCUGGGCUAUGGGGAGAGGAGUUUAGGUAUGGAGGGAGAGGGAGAGGGAUGUGAGAGGGAGGGAGGGAUGGAGGAGUACGCGCUGUGUUGGUAGUGGAAGUUUACCCCACCGGCCCGCCUCUGGGAGGUGGACCAGGGAAGGUCGCAGCAGGGGGGGGCGCGGUGAGAGGGAGGCCGCAGGCGAACGCGGAGGGAGUGAGUUAAGGAGAGGAGGGAGAAGGCCGACGAGAGGGAGAGGGCGCAUCGAAGGGAAGGACGGGAAGGGAGACUGAGAGAGAUGGCGCAGCGAGGACGGCGAGGGGAGGUAGGGACACGACGGAGGCACGGCUGAGGGAGACGAGAGGAGGGGGGGGGGGGCGUUGGAGUGAUAGUGAUAGUGGGCUAGUGGGAUGGUGGGAGGAAGAGGGUGAUGGAGAUUGUGAUGGAUGAACAUGAAUACAAUGUCUUGAUUGACUGAUUGAUGGUUGGUUGUGAUUGAUUAAUUGGCUGAUGGGUGUGACUGAUUGAUGGUUGGUUGUGAUUGAUUGAUUGGCUGAUGGGUGUGACUGAUUGAUGGUUGGUUGUGAUUGAUUGAUUGGCUGAUGGGUGUGACUGAUUGAUGGUUGUGAUUGUUUGUCUCUCCUCUGUCAGGGUGUUGUUGUUCCGCUGUAAGCUGGGGGUUCUACAGUACACCGUCGUCAGGCCCGUAACUACGGUGAUAGCACUGUAAGUACGGCACUAACCAGGAAGUAACCAGGAAUUAAAAAAAAUAUAUAGAUAAAAUAUAUUUUGAUUUGUUUGACACUUUUUUUGGUUACUACAUGAUUCCAUCUGUGUUAUUUCAUAGUUUUGAUGUCUUCACUAUUAUUCUACAAUGUAGAAAAUAGUAAAAAUAAAGAAAAACCCUUGAAUGAGUAGGUGUCCAAACUUUUGACUGGUACCAUAUACAGUGGGGAAAAAAAGUAUUUAGUCAGUCACCAAUUGUGCAAGUUAUCCCACUUAAAAAGAUGAGAGAGGCCUGCAAUUUUCAUCAUAGGGACACGUCAACUAUGACAGACAAAAUGAGAAAAAAAUGUCCAGAAAAUCACAUUGUAGGAUUUUUUAUGAAUGUAUUUGCAAAUUAUGGUGGAAAAUAAGUAUUUGGUCAAUAACAAAAGUUUCUCAAUACUUUGUUAUAUACCCUUUGUUGGCAAUGACACAGGUCAAACGUUUUCUGUAAGUCUUCACAAGGUUUUCACACACUGUUGCUGGUAUUUUGGCCCAUUCCUCCAUGCAGAUCUCCUCUAGAGCAGUGAUGUUUUGGGGCUGUCGCUGGGCAACACGGACUUUCAACUCCCUCCAAAGAUUUUCUAUGGGGUUGAGAUCUGGAGACUGGCGAGGCCACUCCAGGACCUUGAAAUGCUUCUUACGAAGCCACUCCUUCGUUGCCCGGGCGGUGUGUUUGGGAUCAUUGUCAUGCUGAAAGACCCAGCCACGUUUCAUCUUCAAUGCCCUUGCUGAUGGAAGGAGGUUUUCACUCAAAAUCUCACGAUACAUGGCCCCAUUCAUUCUUUCCUUUACACGGAUCAGUCGUCCUGGUCCCUUUGUAGAAAAACAGCCCCCAAAGCAUGAUGUUUCCACCCCCAUGCUUCACAGUAGGUAUGGUGUUCUUUGGAUGCAACUCAGCAUUCUUUGUCCUCCAAACACGACAAGUUGAGUUUCUACCAAAAAGUUAUAUUUUGGUUUCAUCUGACCAUAUGACAUUCUCCCAAUCCUCUUCUGGAUCAUCCAAAUGCACUCUAGCAAACUUCAGACGGGCCUGGACAUGUACUGGCUUAAGCAGGGGGACACGUCUGGCACUGCAGUAUUUGAGUCCCUGGCGGCGUAGUGUGUUACUGAUGGUAGGCUUUGUUACUUUGGUCCCAGCUCUCUGCAGGUCAUUCACUAGGUCCCCCCGUGUGGUUCUGGAAUUUUUGCUCACCGUUCUUGUGAUCAUUUUGACCCCACGGGGUGAGAUCUUGCGUGGAGCCCCAGAUCGAGGGAGAUUAUCAGUGGUCUUGUAUGUCUUCCAUUUAAUAAUAAUUGCUCCCACAGUUGAUUUCUUCAAACCAAGCUGCUUACCUAUUGCAGAUUCAGUCUUCCCAGCUUGGUGCAGGUCUACAAUUUUGUUCCUGGUGUCCUUUGACAGCUCUUUGGUCUUGGCCAUAGUGGAGUUUGGAGUGUGACUGUUUGAGGUUGUGGACAGGUGUCUUUUAUACUGAUAACAAGUUCAAACAGGUGUCAUUAAUACAGGUAACGAGUGGAGGACAGAGGAGCCUCUUAAAGAAGAAGUUACAGGUCUGUGAGAGCCAGAAAUCUUGCUUGUUUGUAGGUGACCAAAUACUUAUUUUCCACCAUAAUUUGCAAAUAAAUUCAUUAAAAAUCCUACAAUGUGAUUUUCUGGAUUUUUUUUCUCAAUUUUUCUGUCAUAGUUGAUGUGUACCUAUGAUGAAAAUUACAGGCCUCUCUCAUCUUUUUAAGUGGGAGAACUUGCACAAUUGGUGGCUGACUAAAUACUUUUUUUCCCCACUGUAUAUAUAUACAGUUGAAGUCGGAAGUUUACAUACACUUAGGUUGGAGUCAUUAAAACUAGUUUUUCAACCACUCCACACAUUUCUUGUUAACAAACUAUAGUUUUGGCAAGUCGGUUAGGACAUCUACUUUGUGCAUGACACAAGUACAUUUUCCAACAAUUGUUUACAGACAGAUUAUUUCAUUUAUAAUUCACUGUAUCACAAUUCCAGUGGGUCAGAAGUUUACAUACACUAAGUUGACUGUGCCUUUAAACAGCUUGGAAAAUUCCAGAAAAUGAUGUCAUGGCUUUAGAAGCUUCUGAUAGGCUAAUUGACAUAAUUUGAGUCAAUUGGAGGUGUACCUGUGGAUGUAUUUCAAGGCCUACCUUCAAACUCAGUGCCUCUUUGCUUGACAUCAUGGGAACAUCAAAAGAAAUCAGCCAAGACCUCAGAAAAAAAAUUGUAGACCUCCACAAGUCUGGUUCAUCCUUGGGAGCAAUUUCCAAAUGCCUGAAGGUACCACGUUCAUCUGUACAAACAAUAGUACGCAAGUAUAAACACCAUGGGAUCACGCCGCCGUCAUACCGCUCAGGAAGGAGACGCGUUCUGUCUCCUAGAGAUGAACGUACUUUGGUGCGAAAAGUGCAAAUCAAUCUCAGAACAACAGCAAAGGACCUUGUGAAGAUGCUGGAGGAAACGGGUACAGAAGUAUCUAUAUCCACAGUAAAACAAGUCCUAUAUCGACAUAACCUGAAAGGCCGCUCAGCAAGGAAGAAGCCACUGCUCCAAAACCGCCAUAAAAAAGCCAGAUUACGGUUUGCAACUGCACAUGGGGAAAAAUAUCUUACUUUUUGGAGAAAUGUCCUCUGGUCUGAUGAAACAAAAAUAUAACUGUUUGGGCUGAUAAUUGGACCAUCGUUUAUUGUUUGAGGAGGAAAAAAAGGGGGGGCAGCGAGGCGGGAAAGUAGGAAAGACUCACAAAAAAUGAAAACAUCUAGGUGAUAGACAAGGUACAGGUUUGGGACCGUGGCGGGGAUGGGGCUGGAACGUAAGAACGGGAUGGGGCGGUGGUCGGGGGAAGGGCGAAGGACAAGAAUUCAUCUUGUCGUCUCCGGGACAGGUUGCACCGGCCUCCUCCUUCGCUUUGGAACUAAUGUACCCCUGCUCCUCGCCCCUGUGCCUCCGAUACGAUCCUCCUCCAGGGGAAUCUCUCUCCUCCCCCGUGUACCGCACCUGUACCUGUGCCUACCGCACGGAGUCCCCUCUUCACAGAAGCCCGCAAUCUGCCCGAUCAGUGUCCUGUUGUCCUUUCACCGCCCCGCGCGGGCCUGGCCUCCCCAUACGUGGCAGGUGUCCCUCUCCUAGGGACUUUCGAACCCAUCUCCGCUUCUUUUCUGUGCUCCAUCGUGCUAACCUGCCCCCUCCAAAUUCUCUUCAUCUCAGGGGGGCUUCCGUACGCAGGCGCUCACCCCCACCACUCCGGCUCACCCGCUUUGGCCCCUUCCUCCUACCCCGACCGGUAACCCAAACUAGAACCCGAAGGCAUGCCGACGGCACCUCCUCCUUCAUGCUGUGAGCUCGGGUUCCUCGUGGAGGUUCCACUCCUAUUGCUCUGGUGCCGGGAGGGUACACGUACAAAAUAGAUUGGCAUCAUGAGGAAGGAAAAUUAUGUGGAUAAUUGAAGCAACCAUCUCAAGACAUGUCAGGAAUUUUAAAGCUUGGUCGCCAAUGGAUCCAAAAGUGGUGCCUAACUGACCUAAACAGGGAAUCUUAUUAGGAUUUUUUAAAAUGUCAGGAAUGGUGGGACUAAACGGAGGUGUAAAUGGAUUGGCUAAGGUGUGUAUGUAAAUUCACCCGACUUCAACUGCCAUAUAUAUAGAUAUAUAUCCUAAAUUACAACAUAAGAGAAUACAGAUAGGAACGGUUUAUAGGUUAUUAUUGUUUUUCUGAUUCCACUCGAGCUAACCGAAAGGGGGGGCGACAAAAACAGAGAGAGAGAAAGAAGAGAGAUGGAGAAAAAAGAGAGAGAGGGAAAGAAAGAGAGAGGGAGAGAUAGACAUAUACGUAUCAGCCCAAGACAACAAGACUACAAGGCAAGAGACCUAACGCAUUCAAAGACAGAAAUAAGAUACCGAGAGAGAAAUUAUACACGGAAAAGAGCGCGAUCGGAGACAACGAGCGCGAGAGAACGCCCGAGACGAGGGAGAAAAAAGAGAGCGCGAAGAAGCGAGAGAGAGAAGAGACAAAGACAAAAGAAAGGCGAGGAGGGGGAGAAAAAAAGAGACAGAGUAAGAAACGAACGGAGUGAGGAGAUAGAUCGAAGGCCUGAGCAAAAAACAGAGGAAAAAGGGCGUCGGGAGGGCGAAGACCGCAGAAGGAGGACCGCACGGGCGCGAGCGGGAGCGCGAGCGCGAGAACGACGAGAGCGGCGACGGCGCGCGCGCGCGGGCGAGACGAGCGCGAGAGCGACCGCCGAGCUGCGCGCGAGCAGAAGCGGCGCGCGAACGCCCGCGCGCGGGAGCACGAAACGCGAGAGAGAGCACACACGAAAGAGAGACGAGAGGAGCGCGCGCGCGACAGAGCACUCGAUGGAGAAACCGCGGAGCGCGGGACCGCCCGAGCGACGAGGCGACACCCCGCGCGCGGCGACAGAACAACGAGGGAGCCCCCAAACCACAACCCCGCUCGCGCGGACCCGCCGAGCGCGGCGACAAACACGAGAGAGAGAGAACGCUGGAAGAGCGAGGCAGAAACACCGCCACCGAUCCUCUCUACUCAUAUCUCUUUCUCAGACCCCCUCGCUCUACUUACCGCCCUAUUCCCUCUCUCUUAGUGUCUGUCGUUGUGUGGUGUGGAUGAUGAGGGAAACUCAGCCCAAUAGGAACGCCGGGACAUACCUGGUCAUAGUCAACAAUCAUCCUCAACUGGUCGAGAAAACCACACCUGGCAUAGUCAAAAUAUCUCUCAACUGGUGAGAACACAAACCACUCUGGUCAAGUCAACACUAUCUCUCAACCUGGUGAGACACACACACACCUGUCAUAGUCAACAAAUAUCUCUGCAACUGGUGAGAAACACACAACCUGGUUCUAGUAAACAAAUCCUCAAUGGUGGAACACCACCACCCUGGUCAAGUAAAAAAAAAAUCUCUAAACUGGUGAGAACACAACCCUGGGUCAUAGUCAAAACAAUUAUCUCUCAACUGGUUGAGAACAACACCACCUGGUCAUAGUCAACAAUAUCUCUCAACUGGUGAGAACACACACACCUGGUCAUAGUCAACAAUAUCUCUCAACUGGUGAGAACACACACACCUGGUCAUAGUCAACAAUAUCUCUCAACUGGUGAGAACACACACACCUGGUCAUAGUCAACAAUAUCUCUCAACUGGUGAGAACACACACACCUGGUCAUAGUCAACAAUAUCUCUCAACUGGUGAGAACACACACACCUGGUCAUAGUCACAAUAUCAUUCAAAAUGGGUGAGAACACACACACCUUGUUCAUGUCAACAAUCUCUCACCUGGUGCAGAAAACACACAAACCCUGGUCUAGCAACAAUAUUUCUUCAACUCGGUGAGAACACACACACCUGGUCAUAGUCAACAAUAUCUCUCAACUGGUGAGAACACACACACCUGGUCAUAGUAAAAUAUCUCUCACUGGGAGAACACACACAACUGAGUCAUAGUCACAAUACUCUCAAAUGGUGGAAACACACACCUGGUCAUAGUCAACAAUAUCUCUCAACUGGUGAGAACACACACACCUGGUCAUAGUCAACAAUAUCUCUCAACUGGUGAGAACACACACACCUGGUCAUAGUCAACAAUAUCUCUCAACUGGUGAGAACCACACAACAUGGCAUAGUCAAAAUAUUCUUCACUGCGUGAGAAACCACACACCUGGUCAUAGUCAACAAUAUCUCUCACUGGUGAGAACACCACACACAUGGUAAUUAGUCAUUACCUAUCUCUCAAUGGGAGAAACACAAACUGGUCAUAGUCAACAAUAUCUCUCAACUGGUGAGAACACACACACCUGGUCAUAGUCAACAAUAUCUCUCAAACAGUGAGAACACACACACCUGGUCAUAGUCAACAAUAUCUCUCAACUGGUGAGAACACACACACCUGGUCAUAGUCAACAAUAUCUCUCAACUGGUGAGAACACACACACCUGGUCAUAGUCAACAAUAUCUCUCAACAGGUGAAGAAACAACACACACUGUCAUAGUCACAAUAUCCUCUCAAAAUGGUGAGCAACACACACAUGGUCAUAGUCAAACAAAUAUCUCUGCAACUGGUAGAGAACACACACACUGGUCAUAGUCAACAAUAUCUCUCAAAACGGGAGACACACACACUGGUUCAUAGCAACUAUCUCUAACUGUGAGAACACAACACCUGGUUCUAGUCAACAAUAUAUCUCCAAGGUGAGAACACCACACACCUGGUCAAGUCAACAAUAUCCUCGCAAAUGGGGAGAACACACACACCUGGACUUUACACUAUGCAGUAAAAAAUCCAAUGUUUUACCUGCACUCAAAUUCAGUAGAUCUUCAGUAGAUCUUCAGUAGAUCUUCAGUAAUCUGGCUGAAUAUAUAGCGGACUGAAAUACACCUCAUGCAUUUAAAAGCUUUGGAAUGUAGCCCUUAACUUUAUAGUCCUCAAAGGGCAAUUGGAGUUACUACACCAAAUUAACAAGAAUGACAGACCAUGCCUCAGUUAAGGGGUGUAUAACCUGUUCCGUGCGCAACUGGCUCGAGGUCUCUAUCUCGAGGAGCGAGAAACGAGCAAAAGAGGCGGGAGCAGAGCGAGAGGAGCGAUCGCUCUUCUCUCUCUGUCUCUCGCCUCCCUCUCGCUCCUAUCCGCUGCUCCUCUCCCUCUCCCUCUCCCUCUCUCCCUCUCUCUCCAGUUUGCCAUGUAUUGCCUGGUGCUCCUGUAUAAGGCCUUGAAGGAGGAACUGAGUCAGAUUAGACCUGUUGGGAAGUUCCUUGUGUUAAAAGGGGUCGUCUUUGUCUCCUUCUGGUAAGAGAGGGAUGGAGGGAGGAAUGCGUUUUUUGACAGUGUGUUUAGUGUAUGCCUGGUACCACAACAAAGGAGGAUACAAUGCUCGCUCUCCCUUUUCCUCCACGCUCCCGACCGCGAGGCAUCGCCGCGCCCGGGGACCGCACACGUCAGACCAAACUCCAGCGCCGCGCCCGCCGCGGGCCAGGCGCGCCACGCGCCCCGCCCGCGGGCCAGCGCGCGCCAGCGAGGCCGCCGCGGGCCGGCGCGCCCCGACGCGCGCGCGCCCGCCGCGGGCCAGCGCACGACGCCGCGCGCCCGCCGCGGGCCAGCCCCCACGCGCGCCCAGCCCGCGGGCCAGCGCGCCACGCAGCCGGCCUGCCAGCAGGCGGCCAGCGGGCCGCACGCGCGCAGCGCAAGCCGCGGGCCAGCGCGCCAGCGCGCGCUCCGCCGCGGGCACACGCCACGCGGCCCCGCCCGCGGCCAGCGGCGCACGCGCGGCCCCGCCGCGGGCCAGCGCUCGCACCGCGGCCCCGCGCCAUCGCAGGCCAGCGGCCACGCGGCCCGAGCGGCGCCGCCGGGGCCAGCGGGCCACGCGCGGAACCGCCGCGCGGGCCAGCGCGCCAGGCGCGCCGCCCGCGGGCCAUCGCGCCACCGCACCACGCGCCAGCGCGCCCGCGCCCCGCCCGCGCGCAGCGCGCGCGCCCUGCGGGACGCCAACGACAGCGCGCCGCCGACCGUGUCCAACGCCCACCGGCCCUCCGGUCCGCCGGGCCACGCACGCGCGACCCCCGGGCGCCUCGCGCCACGCGCGCCACCGGGAGCACGCGCGGCCGCCAAGCCGCAUCGCGGCCACGCCGCGGGCCGCGCCCCGCCGGGGCUCAGAGCGCUCCCACGCCAGUCUGCCAUCCACGCGACUCGUCACCCAGCCCGAUCCAGCGGACUCGAGCCCUCCACUUCAUUCCACUCAUCUCUGCCACCGUCCUCUGUCCUCCCUCUUUCCACCUCUCUCCACUCUCUCCCCUCCUCUUUCCAUCUCUCUCCACUCUCUACCCCUCCCUCUUUCCAUCUCUCUCCACUUCUCUCUCUUGCCUCCUUCUCUCCCAUCCCUCCAUCUCUCCAGGCAGGCAGUGUUGAUAGCUAUACUGGUGAAGGUCGGAGUGAUCUCUGAUAAACACACCUGGGACUGGGACAGUGUUGAGGCUGUAGCCACGGGACUACAGGUACACACACACACACUGGACUACAGGUACACACACACCACUGGACAACAAGUACACACACACACUAUCCCCCCCCCCCCACCCCAACUAGAUGUUUCUAGCAGCCAUAGCCCAUCACUACAGCUUUAUGUAUAAACCUACCUCUCUCACCCUCUCUUUCUUCCUCUUCCUCACUACUCCAGGACUUUAUCAUCUGUGUAGAGAUGUUUCUAGCAGCUAUAGCCCACCACUACUCCUUCACCUAUAAACCCACCUCUCUCACCCUCUCCCCUCACUACUCCAGGACUCUUUAUCAUCUGUGUAGAGAUGUUUCUAGCAGCUAUAGCCCACAACUACUCCUUCACCUAUAAACCCACCUCUCUCACCCUCUCUCACCCUCUCCCUCACUACUCCAGGACUUUAUCAUCUGUGUAGAGAUGUUUCUAGCAGCUAUAGCCCACCACUACUCCUUCACCUAUAAACCCACCUCUCUCACCCUCUCUACCCUCUCCCUCACUACUCCAGGACUUUAUCAUCUGUGUAGAGAUGUUUCUAGCAGCUAUAGCCCACCACUACUCCUUCCACCUAUAAACCCACCUCUCUCACCCUCUCUCACCCUCUCCCUCACUACUCCAGGACUUUAUCAUCUGUGUAGAGAUGUUUCUAGCAGCUAUACCCCACCACUACUUCCUUCAACCUAUAAACCCACCUCUCUCACCUCUCCCUCACUACUCCCCAGGACUUUAUCAUCUGUGUAGAGAUGUUUCUAGCAAGCUAUAGCCCACCACUACUCCUUCACCUAUAAACCCACCUCUCUCACCCUCUCUCACCCUCUCCCUCACUACUCCAGGACUUUAUCAUCUGUGUAGAGAUGUUUCUAGCAGCUAUAGCCCACCACUACUCCUUCACCUAUAAACCCACCUCUCUCACCCUCUCCCUCACUACUCCAGGACUUUAUCAUCUGUGUAGAGAUGUUUCUAGCAGCUAUAGCCCACCACUACUCCUUCACCUAUAAACCCACCUCUCUCACCCUCUCUCACCCUCUCCCUCACUACUCCAGGACUUUAUCAUCUGUGUAGAGAUGUUUCUAGCAGCUAUAGCCCACCACUACUCCUUCACCUAUAAACCCACCUCUCUCACCCUCUCUCACCCUCUCCCUCACUACUCCAGGACUUUAUCAUCUGUGUAGAGAUGUUUCUAGCAGCGAUAGCCCACCACUACUCCUUCACCUAUAAACCCUACAUACUGGAGGCAGAGGAGGGAAGCUGUUUUGACUCGUUCAUGGCGAUGUGGGACGUGUCUGACAUCAGAGCAGACAUCUCAGAGCAGGUCCAACACGUAGGUGAGUAGGCCGGGGUCACAGGAUGGCCGGGGUCACAGGAUGGCCGGGGUCACAGGAUGGCCGGGGUCACAGGAUGGCCGGGGUCACAGGAUGGCCGGGGUCACAGGAUGGCCGGGGUCACAGGAUGGCCGGGUGGUCACAGGAUGGCCGGGGUCACAGGAUGGCCGGGGUCACAGGAUGGCCGGGGUCACAGGAUGGCCGGGGUCACAGGAUGCUUAACUAUGUUCAACAUUAGCUCAAUGUUACCCAAUAGCAAUGGAUUGAUGCUAACUAAACAUUAGCUCAAUGUUACCCAAUAGCAAUGGAUUGAUGCUAACAAAACAUUAGCUCAAUGUUACCCAAUAGCAAUGGAUUGAUGCUAACAAAACAUUAGCUCAAUGUUACCCAAUAGCAAUGGAUUGAUGCUAACAAAACAUUAGCUCAAUGUUACCCCAAUAGCAAUGGAUUGAUGCUAACAAAACAUUAGCUCAAUGUUACCCAAUAGCAAUGGAUUGAUGCUAACAAAACAUUAGCUCAAUGUUACCCAAUAGCAAUGGAUUGAUGCUAACAAAACAUUAGCUCAAUGUUACCCGAUAGCAAUGGAUUGAUGCUAACAAAACAUUAGCUCAAUGUUACCCAAUAGCAAUGGAUUGAUGCUAACAAAACAUUAGCUCAAUGUUACCCAAUAGCAAUGGAUUGAUGCUAACAAAACAUUAGCUCAAUGUUACCCAAUAGCAAUGGAUUGAUGCUAACAAAACAUUAGCUCAAUGUUACCCAAUAGCAAUGGAUUGAUGCUAACUAAACAUUAGCUCAAUGUUACCCAAUAGCAAUGGAUAGAUGCUAACUAAACAUUAGCUCAAUGUUACCCAAUAGCAAUGGAUUGAUGCUAACUAAACAUUAGCUCAAUGUUACCCAAUAGCAAUGGAUUGAUGCUAUCUAAACGUUAGCUCAAUGUUACUCCAAUGUCAAAUUAAUGUUGCUGUUUAGGUUGAUCUGUACCUCAACAGUUCCUGUUUAGGUUGAUCUGUACCUCAACAGUUCCUGUCUAGGUUGAUCUGUACCUCAACAGUUCCUGUCUAGGUUGAUCUGUACCUCAACAGUUCCUGUCUAGGGUUGAUCUGUACCUCAACAGUUCCUGUCUAGGUUGAUCUGUACCUCAACAGUUCCUGUCUAGGUUGAUCUGUACCUCAACAGUUCCUGUCUAGGUUGAUCUGUACCUCAACAGUUCCUGUCUAGGUUGAUCUGUACCUCAACAGUUCCUGUCUAGGUUGAUCUGUACCUCACAGUUCCUGUCUAGGUUGAUCUGUACCUCAACAGUUCCUGUCUAGGUUGAUCUGUACCUCAACAGUUCCUGUCUAGGUUGAUCUGUACUCAACAGUUCCUGUCUAGGUUGAUCUGUACCUCAAACAGUUCCUGUCUAGGUUGAUCUGUACCUCAACAGCUCCUGUCUAGGUUGAUCUGUACCUCAACAGUUCCUGUCUAGGUUGAUCUGUACCUCAACAGUUCCUGUCUAGGUUGAUAUGUACCUCAACAGUUCCUGUCUAGGUUGAUCUGUACCUCAACAGCACCUGUCUAGGUUGAUCUGUACCUCAACAGCUCCUGUCUAGGUUGAUCUGUACCUCAACAGUUCCUGUUUAGGUUGAUCUGUACCUCAACAGUUCCUGUCUAGGUUGAUCUGUACCUCAACAGUUCCUGUCUAGGUUGAUCUGUACCUCAACAGCUCCUGUCUAGGUUGAUCUGUACCUCAACAGUUCCUGUCUAGGUUGAUCUGUACCUCAACAGUUCCUGUCUAGGUUGAUCUGUACCUCAACAGUUCCUGUCUAGGUUGAUCUGUACCUCAACAGCUCCUGUCUAGGUUGAUCUGUACCUCAACAGCACCUGUCUAGGUUGAUCUGUACCUCAACAGCUCCUGUCUAGGUUGAUCUGUACCUCAACAGUUCCGUUAGGUUGAUCUGUACCUCAACAGUUCCUGUCUAGGUUGAUCUGUACCUCAACAGUUCUGUCUAGGUUGAUCUGACCUCAACAGUUCCUGUCUAGGUGAUCUGUACCUCAACAGUUCCUGUCUAGGUUGAUCUGUACCUCAACAGUUCCUGUCUAGGUUGAUCUGUACCUCAACAGUUCCUGUCUAGGUUGAUCUGUACCUCAACAGUUCCUGUCUAGGUUGAUCUGUACCUCAACAGUUCCUGUCUAGGUUGAUCUGUACCUCAACAGCACCUGUCUAGGUUGAUCUGUGUGUACUCUCUUUGUAUGUGUACUCUGUGUAAGUGUGUGUGUCUGCGUGUUCUCUGUGUCUGCGUGUUCUCUGUGUGUGUGGUCUGACCUGUGUGUGUUGUGUGUAGCUACCCCUAACCUGGUCCUGUCCCUGCGUAGUAACACCGCCCCCUCCCCCCCCUCAGGUCGGACGGUCCUGGGCAGACCCAAUAAGAUGUACUUUGGCUCCACUGGCCGUCCUGAACACACUGAACACACAGGUCUGUCUGGCCGUCCUAAACACACUGAACACACAGGUCUGUCUGGCCGUCCUGAACACACAGGUCUGUCUGGCCGUCCUGAACACGCUGAACACACAGGUCUGUCUGGCCGUCCUGAACACACUGAACACACAGGUCUGUCUGGCCGUCCUAAACACACUGAACACACAGGUCUGUCUGGCCGUCCUGAACACACAGGUCUGUCUGGCCGUCCUGAACACACUGAACACACAGGUCUGUCUGGCCGUCCUGAACACACUGAACACACAGGUCUGUAUGGCCGUCCUGAACACACAGGUCUGUCUGGCCGUCCUGAACACACAGGUCUGUCUGGCCGUCCUGAACACACAGGUCUGUCUGGCCGUCCUGAACACACUGAACACACAGGUCUGUCUGGCCGUCCUGAACACACUGAACACACAGGUCUGUCUGGCCGUCCUGAACACACAGAUCUCUCUGGCCAUCAUUAACACACUGAACACACAGGUCUCUCUGGCCAUCAUUAACACACUGAACACACAGAUCUCUCUGGCCAUCAUUAACACACUGAACACACAGAUCUCUCUGGCCGUCCUUAACACACUGAACACACAGGUCUCUCUGGCCGUCCUGAACACACUGAACACACUGGUCAUACAGUUAUGGAUUUGAUAUUUCUGAUCUGUUAUAUUUUGAUUAUUAGUCAGUUUCUUUAUUUUAUUUUGGAUAAUUUUAUGCACUUUGAGAUAAUCUUGUAAUGAAAAGUUAUUUACAAAUGUAAUACAUUAUUAUUAUUAUUAUUAUUUAUUUAUUUUAUUUGAAUGUUUGAAACAUUUUAUGCACAUUCAGAUUAUCUUGUAAUUUUAUUAUUAUUAUUAUUAUUAUUAUUAGGUCUCCUGUUGGCCGCGUCCCAGGGGGGGUCAGAGCAAGACAUCAUCGUCACGGAAACCGUCUCUGUCCCCACCUCCCCUCUGUCGGGUCACUACCAGGGGCUAGGCCACACCCACACGUCACGAAGCCACACAACAAAGCCACACUCUUACUCCGCCCCCGCCGGGUUCACUUCUUCUGAUUGGGACGAGGACAGCGAGGAGAAACAAUCGGAGACUGGUGCAGAGGCUUCGCCCACUGCCGACAUCAGUGGCGCCCUCGUUGAAAUCACUGGUCUCACUUCUGCUUACAUCACUGCGAGUGGUGACUUCAUUAGUGACAUCUCUGAUGGUGACCUGAUUGGCGACGCCCCAGUGACAUCAGUGACUGACGUCCCUCGUGACAUUGUUGGUGACAUUACUGGUGACAUCACUGGUCACGCCCUCAUUGACAUCAGUAGCGAAGUCCCCGGUGAAAUGAGUGGUGACUUUACUGGUGACAUCACUAGUAACAUUACUUUUAGCACGUAG
Messenger RNA from Coregonus sp. 'balchen', 18899 nucleotides. The record is from the annotation of a GenBank genome assembly. NCBI's taxonomy places the organism in Eukaryota, Metazoa, Chordata, Actinopteri, Salmoniformes, Salmonidae.